CCCCAACCUCCAAAUAUAUCUCAACUCCCGCACUUCUCUCUCUCAGAGUCUUAGAGGAUGAUAUUCAAUUUUAUUUGUCAAGAAAAAUAAACAAAUAAAUUAUUUUUUUUCCGCUUUUCGUGAGUUUUAUUUCUUUCUGAUGUCCUCAAUUCUUGGAAGAUUUGAUAUAUGUUUCAAGAAAGAAGAGAAAAUUAGGUAAAAGGAAAUCAAGAUUAGAGGAAGAAAAAAAGAACAAGAGGAGGCAAGUGGACUCCUCUUUGGUGGAAUGGAAGGAUUGGAAGCCAUAAUACAAAGGCUUUUGGAAGGAAGGAACAACAGAGGGAAACGCAUUCAACUUACAGAACCUGAAAUUCGAAACCUUUGUCUCACAGCCAAACAAGUCUUCCUUCUCCAGCCUGUUCUUCUUGAACUUCAAGCUCCCAUCAACAUUUGUGGUGACAUACAUGGCCAAUAUCCAGACCUCUUGAGACUUUUCGAGUAUGGUGGGUUUCCACCAGACUCAAACUAUCUCUUUCUUGGAGAUUAUGUAGAUAGAGGAAAACAAAGUAUAGAGACUAUAUGCCUUCUGCUUGCUUACAAGAUAAAGUUCCCAGACAAAUUUUUUCUCCUGAGAGGGAAUCAUGAAUGUGCUUCUAUCAACAGAAUAUAUGGAUUUUAUGAUGAGUGCAAACGCCGUUUCAGUGUCCGUCUUUGGAAAACUUUCACUGAAUGUUUCAAUUGUUUACCGGUGGCUGCAAUAGUUGAUGACAAAAUUCUAUGUAUGCAUGGUGGACUGUCACCAGAAAUGGAGAGCAUGGAUCAAAUUAGAGCCAUAGAAAGGCCAAUUGACGUGCCUGACCAAGGCCUUCUAUGUGACCUCCUUUGGGCUGAUCCUGAUAGAGAUAUAAAAGGUUGGGGUGAGAAUGAUAGAGGUGUUUCUUAUACCUUCGGAGCUGAUAAAGUUGCUGAAUUCUUGAAUAAACAUGAUCUUGAUCUCGUUUGCCGAGCCCAUCAGGUAGUCGAGGAUGGAUAUGAAUUCUUUGCAGACAGGCAAUUGGUUACUAUAUUUUCAGCACCAAACUACUGUGGAGAGUUUAACAAUGCAGGUGCACUCAUGUGUGUCAAUGAAAGUUUGCUAUGCUCAUUUCAGAUUCUCAAGCCCUGGAAAGGAAAAGCAGGAACUCCGGAAUAGUAUCCAAUCGAACAGAGAGGCAACUCUUGUUCUUAGUGAACAAAUAUUGAGCUUCCACUUGAAAACAAGAGUCUAUAAUAUAGGUUGAUUCAUGUAAUUGAGAGAUUAUCAGAAAGAAAGCUGUGUAUGUAAAAUACCUUACGGGUCCAAGUUACAACUGCCUUGUACCUUUGAAUCAAAUAAGUGCAAAUUCCCUCCAUUUUGUACCUUCAAGUUCAUA
This is a messenger RNA of Jatropha curcas, 1391 nucleotides long. RefSeq names its product serine/threonine-protein phosphatase PP1 isozyme 1. Lineage: Eukaryota; Viridiplantae; Streptophyta; Magnoliopsida; Malpighiales; Euphorbiaceae. Gene Ontology annotation, molecular function: protein serine/threonine phosphatase activity. The record is from RefSeq and is a predicted model, not a curated record. Gene Ontology annotation, cellular component: cytoplasm; nucleus.